Molecule: messenger RNA, 2229 nt
Organism: Hemicordylus capensis (graceful crag lizard)
Lineage: Eukaryota; Metazoa; Chordata; Lepidosauria; Squamata; Cordylidae
Product: 60 kDa lysophospholipase-like
Exons: 16
Coding region: 398-2194 (598 amino acids)
Biological process (GO): amino acid metabolic process
Molecular function (GO): asparaginase activity; protein binding
Source: RefSeq, a predicted model, not a curated record
UGCUUUUUGUUACCACUAUUCAUCCUCAUUUAAGAUUUCUUUACUUCAUGAGCUGAGCUUCAGUGAGGGGAGGGCCCAUUUUAAAAUCUUGUCUCUGGGCCCACUCCAACCUUGCUACGCCCCUGCACCUUUGGGGGCUCUCUCUCUCUCGGGAUUUGGGGAUGGCAGCCUGAGAAGUCAAGAGCAGGAGCAGCUGCUGCAUCUGUUCCGUCUUCUGCAGCGACACCACCACCAGCAAGUCAAGAAUGAGGUCACAGCCGAAGCAUAAAUGUCAGAUGAAAGAUGCACAUGUUUCAGAUAAAAAUAGAAAGUGUGCAGAGAUGUUAAGAGUCGAGGCUUUGGAAAAUAUAAACAGUGACCCGCCUGCUGCCGGCAGCUUCUGUGCUGGGCAGAGAGCAUGACAGCAACCCCAGCUACCCCACGCCUUCAGCGGAUGAGAAGCUCUUCCCUGAGCCAUGAAUGUUUAUGGGGCUCACCUGAGGCCUUGCUUGGCUGGGAAGAGGCCAGAACCCAGGUGCUGGUGUUCAAUACUGGAGGCACCAUUGGCAUGGGGGGCACAGAGUGGGAUGGAGGGCUUGCCCCUGCGGCAAAUAUGCUAGUCAAUGCCUUGAAAAAAAUGCCAAUGAUGCAUGACAAGGAAUAUGCACAGGGGAUGAAACUCUACAACUCCUGUGAGUUUGCAGACAACACUUUGGUGCUUCCACUUUCUAAACGAAAAAAAAGGAUUAUCUACAGCAUUCUAGAGUAUUCACCAUUGCUUGAUUCUUGUAACAUGACAACUGAUGACUGGGCUAAAAUUGCCAAAGAUCUUGAGACCUACUAUGAACAUUAUGACGGCUUUGUCAUCCUUCAUGGGACCGACACAAUGGCUUACACAGCUGCUGCUUUAUCCUUCAUGUGUGAAAACGUUGGCAAGACCAUUGUUCUGACAGGAUCUCAGGUACCUAUUUAUGAACUGAGGAAUGAUGGACGUUCCAAUUUGCUGGGGGCACUGCUAAUUGCUGGACAGUUUGUCAUUCCUGAGGUAUGCCUCUGUUUUCACCACAAACUGUAUAGGGGCAACAGGGUGACCAAGGUGGAUACUGGAAGUUUUGAUGCUUUCUCCUCACCCAACCUGUCUCCCCUUGCAAAUGCUGAGGUGGAUAUAAAAGUUGACUGGGGAAUUGUGUGGCGAGCCAGCACCACAAAAAAGUUUGAGGUCCACACCAAUAUGAACAGGAAUGUGGGGUUGCUGAGGAUCUUCCCGGGGAUUACUGCUGCCACUGUGAAGGCAUUCCUUCAGCACCCAAUGGAAGGAAUUGUACUGGAAACCUAUGGAUGUGGCAAUGCCCCAAACAAUCGCCCCGAUUUGCUAGAAGAGUUGAGGAAAGCAACAGAGCGAAAUGUGGUGAUCCUUAACUGCACCCAGUGCUUGCGAGGGUCUGUGGCUUCGACCUAUGCCACUGGACAGGAUCUUGCUCAUGUUGGAGUAAUUUCAGGAGGUGAUAUGACACCUGAAGCAUCCUUGGCAAAGCUUUCCUACGUGUUGGGGAAAAAGCAACUUACCUGGAAGGAGAAGAAGCAGAUGUUGGGUGACAAUCUUAGAGGAGAAAUGUCUUCCAUGCUAACUGGAAUCCAAAGCUCCUUAAGAAAUAGCAAGUUUAUUAAAGUGAUGACCAAAUUUAUAAGUCUUAACUGCAAAGAGGAACUUGGAUCUUUAAUUCCAUCUCUGGCUUGUGCUGCUGCUAAAACUGGUGAGAUGGAUGCAUUGAAAGACAUUGAAGAAAUGGGUGGAAACUUGAACUGUGAAGAUUAUGAUGGGUGUACCCCACUUCAUGUUGCCUCAAGAGAAGGCCACUUACAGCUAGUUGAGUAUCUACUGAAGAGUGGAGCAAGUGUUUAUGCUAAAGAUAGAUAUGGCGUCACUCCACUGAUGAAUGCCAUCGAAUUCAGACACAUGGAAGUGAUUCAACUACUUCGGCAAACAGGAGCUCAUCUUUCCAGGGAAGAACUAGAGGAUGCUGGAACCAAGCUUUGCCUCCUCUCUGCUAAAGGAGAUGUGGGUGGACUGAAGGCUUGGCAUCUGGCUGGUGUAGACAUGGAACAGACUGAUUAUGGAGGCAGAACACCUUUGCAAAUAGGAGAAAUGGCAAAGAACACUCAAGUCUUGGAAUUAUUGAAUAACUUGAAAACAAUGAAAGGUUCUUCAAAAUGAACAUACUGAAUUAAAUAUAACCUUCCAGUGGAAAA